Molecule: messenger RNA, 1007 nt
Organism: Cladocopium goreaui
Lineage: Eukaryota; Dinophyceae; Suessiales; Symbiodiniaceae
Source: the annotation of a GenBank genome assembly
AGGCCACGCAAAGCGUGUGUGCUUCCCGGGGCCCCCCCGGGCGUAGUUGGUGAAUGGGGCCCUGGUGAUCCUCGACCUUUUUCGGGCCAUGGUUACCGAACGGUAUGCCAAUGUGCCGAUGCCAGCUGUGGAGGAACCAGAUGAGACAGACCCAGUGCCAACACAGGGCAGCCUCAAGCGAAAGGCCAAGGAGCAACGGAAGGUUCUGGGGAUGAAACAAUUCCUCCAGAUGCACAAGUUUGAGGAUGUGAACGAACCUCAACAGCCCCGUAGCGGCUGCUGCUUUGUGGCACAGAGAGAACAGCUCUACCCAGUACACCUCGCAGCCAAGCAGGGGAACGCGGAAGUUGUGUCUUCGCUGCUGCGGGCUGGGGCCGACAAGGAUCAAUUGACCUCCAAGGGACGAAGUGCCUUGCAAUUGGCGAGGAGUGCUGAUGUCUACGGUUCACAUCUCCAGGUCAUCCAAGUGCUGGAGGGAAAUCGCAGAAGGAGAGCAAGUCGGUCCUGAACUUUGCGCACACCCUGCACACUGACGCCCCGAACGGGUCAUGAUACGCACCCAGCACCAGUUGAUUUGCUUUGGUGGUAGCUGGAAGGGACCCAUCAGUUGUCAUUGUGGAGAUGAUGUUUUUAAAACUUGUUGAUUCCCGAAGUCCAAGCAGAGUGCGCUGCCAAAUGGCCAGCAGCAUGUGUGCCGGGACUGUCUUGCUUGAAUCACUGCCGAAGCAAAAACAAUUAUUCUUCAUAAGUUUCUACCAAAGAAGCGGGCAGUGCAUGUUAGGAAUUUUAAAUGACAUUUAAUGUACUUAUUUUUCCACUGGCAUUUCCCUCUUAUCAAUGUCCUAGUUGGCAUUGAUUUCGACAGGGUCUUAGCCCAGUGUGAUGUUGGUCAUGCACCUCGACUUGACGGGCUUCCACAGUACAUUAGAGCUCUGCUAACUGCAGUGGAAAAAUGCCGGCACCUUCACAUGGCAACACUUGGGGUACUUCAACUGCUGAACUACUUC